GCCGACCACGAGCGCGCUCUAGAAGAGGCCAAGGAGAAGCUGAAGAAGUCUCGAGAUGAGAUCAAGGUCGAGAUCCAGACCGAGAAGAACAAGCUGAUGGAAGAUCUUAAAAAGAAGGAUAACCAACCCAUGCCGCUGGCUCCGGUCCCCAACCUGCCGGAGCUAAAGAGCGGGGACCCCGGGGACCCUGAGAACCGAGAGAAAAGGGACAAAAUCAAGGAGAUGAUGAAGCAUGCAUGGGAUAAUUAUAAACAGUAUGGCUGGGGCCACAAUGAGCUUAAACCUAUCGCAAGGAAGGGGCACUCCACCAACAUAUUUGGAAACUCACAGAUGGGGGCCACCAUUGUGGACGCUCUGGACACCCUGUAUAUUAUGGGACUUCUGGACGAGUUUCGAGAUGGACAGGAGUGGGUGCAGAACAACCUGGACUUCGGCGUGAACUCCGAGGUGUCCGUGUUCGAGGUGAAUAUUCGCUUCAUCGGGGGUCUGCUGGCGGCAUUUUACCUGUCCGGACAGGAGGUGUUUAAGAAUAAGGCGGUGCUGCUGGCAGAGAAACUGCUCCCUGCAUUUAAUACCCCGACAGGCAUCCCCUGGGCCAUGGUCAAUCUAAAGAGUGGUGUUGGAAGGAACUGGGGGUGGGCAUCUGCAGGUAGUAGUAUCCUCGCUGAGUUCGGUACCCUCCACCUGGAGUUUGUACACUUGACCUACCUGACUGGCAAUCCUGUAUAUUACAAUAAGGUCAUGCAUAUCCGAAAAUUUCUGCAGAAAAUGGAUCGUCCCAAUGGGCUCUACCCAAACUACUUGAAUCCGAGAACCGGACGCUGGGGGCAGCACCACACCUCGGUGGGCGGAUUAGGAGACAGCUUCUACGAGUAUCUCCUGAAGGCCUGGCUGGUGUCUGACCGGUCAGACAUUGAUGCUCGGAAGAUGUAUGACAACGCCAUUGAAGCCAUUGAGAAGCACCUGGUCCGCAAGUCAAACGGCGGGCUGACCUUUAUUGGCGAGUGGAAGAACGGUCACCUGGAGAGGAAGAUGGGCCACCUCACCUGUUUUGCAGGAGGCAUGUUAGCGCUGGGAGCGGACGGGUCUCCAGGGGACAAGGCCGGGCACUACCUUCAGCUGGGCGCAGAGAUUGCCCACACGUGUCAUGAGUCCUACGACCGGACAGUGCUGAAGUUGGGCCCUGAAGCUUUUAAGUUUGACGGGGGCGCGGAAGCUGUGGCCGUGCGUCAGAAUGAGAAAUAUUACAUCCUGCGGCCAGAGGUGAUUGAAACAUACUGGUACAUGUGGCGCUUCACCCACGACCCUAAAUACCGGACUUGGGGCUGGGAAGCGGCUCAGGCCAUUGAGAAGUACUGCCGCGUCAGUGGAGGGUUUUCCGGGCUGAAGGACGUGUACUCCUCUGCACCAGCGUACGAUGACGUGCAGCAGAGCUUCUUCCUGGCCGAGACGCUGAAGUACCUGUACCUCCUCUUCUCCAGCGACGACCUUCUGCCAUUAGACAACUGGGUGUUCAACACAGAGGCGCAUCCGUUACCCGUCAUCCACCUGGCCAAUAGCACGCUGCCUGGCAGCCACGUGGCGCGAUAGGACCAUUUCUCUGGGACCACUGCAGACUUAAUGGGGCUUUUCACAAGGAGACCUUUCUUACAAGACUGGGGCGACCUGCUGACCCCAGGCACAAUUCCAUUUCCGUCAUUAACCUGCCAGCGGAAGGAGGCGAUUCACUGACCAAACCGCUCUGCUUGUCCAGGCUGCUACCGCAGGGGUUAUGGGGCCAAAGGUGGGGGUUGGGGCAGUUACAUGGGGGUAUUUGGAUAAGACGGCACGUGUUUUAAUGGCACUUUUUUGUCAGAUUUUGCACUGUGUCAUAUAACAGGCGUGACAUUGCCAAAGCUUCCUGCUCAUUCCGUGACUGUGGAAGAGAAUGCGGCACCCGGAGUGAUGGUACUCUUAUCGCCAGGAGAGAAGGAGCGGCUCUGUACGGUAAUGCCGGGUUACUAGACACAGUCUCAUCAGGAACAUCCUGGCUCUCCGCGUAUCCUGUCCUUCUCUCCCCCCCCCCCCCCGUCCCCCAGCGGCUCUCCACCUCCUCUCCUUUUUAUUUCACUUUCUGGGUUUUAGCGGCAUGAGCAAUGCAACAAGCAGGGGAUUAAAGACAUUGUACAUACA
Molecule: messenger RNA, 2172 nt
Organism: Pseudophryne corroboree (corroboree frog)
Lineage: Eukaryota; Metazoa; Chordata; Amphibia; Anura; Myobatrachidae
Gene: MAN1A2
Product: mannosidase alpha class 1A member 2
Exons: 12
Coding region: 97-1590 (497 amino acids)
Biological process (GO): carbohydrate metabolic process; mannose trimming involved in glycoprotein ERAD pathway
Cellular component (GO): endoplasmic reticulum; extracellular exosome; Golgi membrane
Molecular function (GO): mannosyl-oligosaccharide 1,2-alpha-mannosidase activity; calcium ion binding
Source: RefSeq, a predicted model, not a curated record